AUGGGGUUUCCAAAUGACUCUGGUAAUCCUGGAUUUUUUCCCUUGUUUUUACAGGUGACUUGUAACUGUUUCACCAUCAGUAAUGGAGAGAUGCAGGAUGUUGGUGUUGGCCUGUAUCCCAGCAUGUCUUUGCUGAAUCACAGUUGUGACCCAAACUGUGUGAUUGUUUUUGAAGGAUACCAGCUUUUACUUCGCUCCGUCCGAGAGAUCCAGAUUGGUGAAGAGCUCACCAUCAGCUAUAUUGAAUCACUGAUGCCCACCAGUGAACGCCAAAAGCACCUGAUGCGCCAGUACUGCUUUGUAUGUGACUGUCUUCUCUGCCAGAAUCAAGACACGGAUGCUGAGAAACUGGCAGGUGAAGAGCAUGUCUGGAAAAAAGUCAAAGAUGCUGUGAAUGGAGUGAAACAUCCCAAAUCAGGAGAAGAUUGGGAGCAGGUUCUGGCAAAAUGCCAGAAUCUCUUAAGCAGCAGUGAGGGUUGUCUUCCAGACACAAAUAUCUAUCAGCUGAAAAUGCUUGACUGUGCCAUGGAUGCCUGUAUCAACCUUGGAUCCUGGGAAAAUGCUUUGAAUUAUGGCAUCAGGACUCUUGGACCAUACAGACUGUAUUAUCCUGGUUUUCAUCCACUGAGGGCAGUCCAGCUGAUGCGAGUGGGCAAGCUGCAGUAUAGUCAAGACAUGUUUCCUCAAGCCCUGGAGACCUUGAAACAGGCCUAUACCAUUAUGAAGGUGACCCAUGGAGCAGAUCACAGCCUGAUGCAAGCCUUGAUGGAACUAAAGGAACAGUGUGAGGCUGCCAUGAGGAUGCAGUGAAGAAAAGAUGCAGCCUGG
Tinamus guttatus (white-throated tinamou) is the source of this 828-nucleotide messenger RNA. Its product is annotated as histone-lysine N-methyltransferase SMYD3. The record is from RefSeq and is a predicted model, not a curated record. NCBI's taxonomy places the organism in Eukaryota, Metazoa, Chordata, Aves, Tinamiformes, Tinamidae. Gene Ontology annotation, cellular component: nucleus. Gene Ontology annotation, molecular function: protein binding.